Molecule: messenger RNA, 1360 nt
Organism: Coffea arabica (coffee)
Lineage: Eukaryota; Viridiplantae; Streptophyta; Magnoliopsida; Gentianales; Rubiaceae
Product: probable inactive receptor kinase At1g48480
Biological process (GO): protein phosphorylation
Molecular function (GO): protein kinase activity; ATP binding
Source: RefSeq, a predicted model, not a curated record
CUGUCCCAAUCCAUCUGUGAAUGCUCAUUUCAGCUUAAAGGAAAAGCAACCAGGAUCCAAUAAGUAGAAGUCAAGAUUUCCCAAUAAUCAUUUUCAUAUCCUCCUCCAUCCAAACUCCCCCCCCCCCUUUCAAGUUUAUCCAAUAUCUUCCUUACUGCUUGUUAUCACACUUGUUCAAUAUAUCUUGUUGUGCCGAAAUGGCAUUGAGUGCUGAUAUUUCUGGUGUCAAGUUGGUGUUUUUGGGAAAUGUUGUUGGAGAGUAUGAACUUGAAGACUUGUUGCAUUCUGAUUUUAGUAUGUUGGGCAAGGGAACUUUAGGGAUGUCUUACAAAGCAAGAUUGGAGUUGGAGGACGAAUAUACUCUGGCUGUGAAGAGAGUGAACGUUGGUAGAUUGUCUGAAAUGGAAUUUAAAGAGAAGAUUGAAGAAUUAGGCAAAAUGGAUCAUGAAAAUUUGCUACCUAUCAGGGCAUAUUGUUGCAUUCAAGAGAAAAGAAUACUUGUCUAUGAUUAUAUUCAUAUGGGAAGCUUAGCUUAUCUCUUGCAUGGAAAUGGAGACGCAAAUAAGACUCCCCUGAAUUGGGACAUGAGGUGCAGGAUUGCUUAUGGAAUCGCUCGCGGUAUUGCCUACAUCCAUACACAAGGAUCUAACAUUUGCCAUGGAAACUUAAGGUCAUCCAAUGUGUUCUUUAACAGCCCUUUCGAUGUCCGAGUUUCUGAGUUUGGCUUAGCUCAACUUGUUCCCGUAGAAUCCAAACUGAUCCUAAAUGAAGGGUAUAGAGCACCAGAGGUGACUAGCAACCAUGAAGUUUCUCAGAAGUCUGAUGUCUAUAGUUUUGGAGUCCUGCUCCUGGAAUUGCUCACUGGCAAGGCCCCCCUGCGUGCUGUUCGCGAACUAGAAGGGAUAGACCUAGUUAAGUGGGUAAGGCUGAUGUUUCAGGAAAAACCCAUUCUUGAUGUUUUUGAUGAUGAUCUGGUGCUAAACUACGGGAGCGAUGAGGAACAAAUGGUUCAGUUGUUACAACUUGCGGUUUGCUGUACUUUCCAGAAUCCUAGUAAAAGGCCUUCAAUGGCUGCCGCGGCUAAUCGAAUUGAAGAAAUCUGCAGAAUUAAGUAAGAUACAGCCAUGAUCAGUCAGUCGUAGCUGCAAUCAAAUAUGUAACUUGAUCUUACUUGCUAUUUGCCAAUCACUUGAAACUCCAAAAGUGAUGCCUGAUACGAAGCUAAGAUAACAUGAAACUGAUCAACGCAUUGUCAAAUUUAUGGUCAAUUAUGGAGAUCAACCUCUCAGCUUCGCAGCUUUAUGUCUCUUCCCCUAUUCUUGAAUCAUGCAAAAACAUUCUCUCAAACCAAUCAGGACAA